AUGCAGGCGGCUACUGACGGGAAUGAAAGUGGUCGAGUCCACCCCUCGGCGGUAGUCGUGCGGUCGAGCGUAUCGACCACCGCGACCUUGCAAAAUGAUCCGUGGGGCCAGCCGCCACCGGGGUACGUGCCGGGUCGCGGGCGUGGCGCGACGGGGUUCGCGGGCGGCGUAAGUCGCGACGAUGCGAGUUCGUCGUUGUCGACGACGGUGGACCUGGAUCGCGGGGACUAUAGCGAAGCGAAGUACGACGCGUUUGCGGGUUUCCAAGAAAGUCUGUUCGGCGAUGCGGUGCUGGACGAGGACGACAAGGAAGCCGAGGCGACUUAUCGGCGCGUGGAGGAGGUGAUGGACGAGAGGCGGAAGCGGCAGCGCGAUAGGACGUUGAAGGAGCAAGUGGAGAAGGCGCGGGCGGAGAAGUCGACGUUGCAGCAGACCUUCAGCGAUUUGAAGCUGCGGUUAGCGCAGGUCACUCCCGAGGAGUGGGAUGGUAUUCCUGAUAUCGGCGAUGUUCGACUAAAUAAGAAACAAAAACGUUGGGACCGUCAGGCGCCGAUCCCGGAAAAAUUCCGCGCUAAGGAGGCCAACUACCUGCUGCCCCUCGGCAGCCUGCCCGCCGGCGCGGCCACGUCCCUGGGCGGAACGCAGACGCCCCUCGGCGUUGCACCACCCAGCGGCGUCCAAACACCGUUGGCCGGCACCCAGACUCCGUUGGGACUGCAGACCCCGUUGGGUUACCAAACCCCUCUGGGCCUCCAGACCCCCAUGGGACUCCAGACUCCGUUGGGACUGCAGACCCCCCUGGGACUCCAGACUCCGUUGGGACUGCAGACCCCGCAUGGUCUCCAGACACCUUUGCCUGCCGGUGGCGCGUUGGUCAUGGGCGAGGCGCGGAACGCGGCGCUCUUUACACGUCUGGAUGCCGUGAGUGCGGAUUCGAGACGAACUCACGGCGAGGCGGUGGGAGUGGACGCGGCUGGUUAUUUGACUCAGUUGGACGGACGGUCGGUGUUGAAUUCGCAGGACUUACAGAAGAACAGAGCGUUGAUGAAAUCGAUAGUGGUGACGAACCCUGCUAAUGCGAGUGGGUGGUUGGCGUAUGCUCGUCUGGAGAUGCAGGCUGGGCGGUUGCAGAAGGCGCGAGAUAUUAUUGGUCAGGCGUGUGCAAACUGUCCGCAAAACGAGGAGGUCUGGAUCGAGGCGGCGGGAUUGCAGCCGCCGGAAGAGGCGGAUGAUUGGUUAGCGGCGGGGGUUAGCAAGAACCCGGGUUCGGUGAAGCUGUGGCUUGAACGCGCUGCCCGACGGACUACAGUUGCUGAAAAAAAGAUCGUCUAUCGCGCGGCGCUCGAACAGAUUAGUAACUCCGUGCGACUCUGGCUCGACGCUGUCGCGCUGGAAACCCAAGACGACGCUAAGAUCCUCCUUGCCCGGGCUGUAGAGUGUGUACCGCAAUCCGUUUUACUCUGGCUCGAACUUGCCAAACGCUGCAAUGGCCAGGAAGCCAUGAAGGUUCUCAAUGAAGCCGGACGAACAUGCCCUAGUUCUAAUGAGAUCUGGCUCGCAGCUGCACAGCUAGACGAGGCCCGGGGGGGAACUAAUGGUACGAGAAUGAUUUCUCGAGCUAUAAAAAAGCUCGAACAAAAUGGAGUCGAAUUCGAUCGCAAACAAUGGCUCAAAUUCGCUUUCAAUAGCGAGGUCGACGGCAAUAAAACGAAGACCGCAGAAGCCAUCAUCUCCGUGUGUGGACAACUCUCCGUCAAACUUGAUUACCAAGUCGCAUCCGGUGCUAACGUGACCGGUGCUAACGUGACCGGUGCGGGUAGUGGGGGUGGGGGAGACGUGCAAGCAAGAGACGUGCAGUUGGACAUCGCCCGAUACAAACACGACCGCCUGGAAGAGACGCGGUCGGCGCUGGAUGCAGGCGCCCGGCAAUGUGCAGUAUACUUAUUGAGGGACGCGAUAAAAUAUGCUCCAAAGAAAAAGGCGUUCUGGACCAAGCUGUUGGAGAUCGACGGCAAGGGCGACCGACGAGGCGAGAUACUCGAAGAAGCACUCACCUUCUGCCCUCACAAACGAGACUUUUGGCUCAUGCUCACUAAACAUUAUCUGGAAUGGUCUAAGGACAUGGACCGCGCACGGGCGACGAUUGCCCGAGGACUCAAGGUACUACCCCGAGAUGAACAACUCCUUGUUGCUGGUGUGAAACUGGAGUCCCGCUUCGGUAGUCUUGACAAGGCACUAGACAUCAUCUCCGCAGCGGUAAGGGUGUCGGAGACCACUGACUCAGGGCACACUGCGUCAGGGACCACUGCGUCAGGGCAGACUGCGUCAGGGACCAGUGCCUGGGGGGCUGACGGGUUCGACAGCCCAUUGCUACGAAAACAUCACUUGACAUGUUUGCGGCUCAAGGGAGACUACGAACAAGCCAGAGAUGUUUGGAAACACGCAGUUGACAAGUACCCCUCCGCCGCCUACUUGUGGCUCAUCGGGGCUCAAUUGGAGCUGGAGAGCCCAAGUCUAAAAACCGAGUCGGAGGGAAGUAGGAGUGAGGUUAAAGAUGGAGCAAAGUCCUACGUGAAGCAGGAGUCAGAACCGGCCGGGGCAGAGUCUGCCGUAACAGAAUCUGGCGGAGCAGAGUCUGCCAAGGCAGACGCUGGCAUCGCUAGUGCUCCAUAUUCGGAGCCAGUCGCCGUUUCGGCCCAAGUCCCGGGUUCGAAUCCAACUCCAAGUUCGACGGUAGUUCCGGAGGAGCGUGCGGUGGCCAUAUUGGAAGCGGGGGUAAAGAAGGUGCCGACGGCAGCGGAGCUGUGGUUGGGUUUGGUGGAUACGUGCGUGCGUAUGGGUAAUCUUGGUCGUGCUCGGGCGCUACGGGAGCGCGGGAGUGUUUUGUUGCCAGGAUCGGACUUAUUGUGGAUGCGUGCGGUGGCUUUGGAUGUGGCGAGCGGAGUGGACCCGGCGGCGACACUGGCUCGGGGGUUGAGGGCAUGUCCUCAGUCAGGUCUGUUGUGGGCAUCCUUGGUCGAGACGGCGCCGGCGGCGACGAAGGGGGCGCGUGUGGUGGAGGGUUUGAAGGCGACAGAGAAUGACGUGUACGUAGUCUUGGCGGCAGCGCAGUUGUUCGAGAGUGAGAAGAAGGAGCGAAAAGCACAUGAGUGGUUCAACAAAGCUCGCGAGGCCGCUCCCGCCAACGGAGAUGUGUUCGUCGCACAUCUCGCCUUCGCGCUCCAGGUGUACGCACACAAACGACGUAGUGCACAUGAACAUACUGUACUCACCCUCCUCCAAAAAGCCGAAGACGCACAACCCAAUCAAGGCCUCCGCUGGUGGCUGCCCAUACACAAGGACCUCGCCAAUCGACACGCCACAGUCAGCAGGAAACUAGGCAUCGCCAUCGAGCGACACUUCCCCACACUCGACCUUAACCAAUUCACACCUGCCAUACAAACCCUCCUUAAACCGGCAUUGUCAUCACGGUGA
This is a messenger RNA of Gregarina niphandrodes, 3474 nucleotides long. RefSeq names its product putative pre-mRNA splicing factor. Bases 1 to 3474 code for a protein of 1157 amino acids. Gene Ontology annotation, biological process: spliceosomal tri-snRNP complex assembly; mRNA splicing, via spliceosome. The transcript has 3 exons. Lineage: Eukaryota; Apicomplexa; Conoidasida; Eugregarinorida; Gregarinidae. Gene Ontology annotation, cellular component: U4/U6 x U5 tri-snRNP complex; catalytic step 2 spliceosome. The record is from RefSeq and is a predicted model, not a curated record. Gene Ontology annotation, molecular function: protein binding.